This is a messenger RNA of Zingiber officinale, 1511 nucleotides long. Its product is annotated as TVP38/TMEM64 family membrane protein YdjX-like. Bases 293 to 1222 code for a protein of 309 amino acids. The record is from RefSeq and is a predicted model, not a curated record. NCBI's taxonomy places the organism in Eukaryota, Viridiplantae, Streptophyta, Magnoliopsida, Zingiberales, Zingiberaceae. The transcript is spliced from 6 exons.
AUUCCAGUAAAUAACUGUUCGUCCCUGCCCUUGCUUGUUUACACCGGCAGUAGUUGCCUUGUUGGAGCAGCCUUUGAAUACGCAGCUGCUUUUCCUCCCCCUUCUCCUUGGUUGCAUCGGGAGAAGAAAAGAGGAAGAAACGAAACCCGCAAACGCCGUCGCCAAACUCGGCGGUCCUUCUCUUCCUCAUCGAUCGCCGAAUUCUUCAUUUCCAAAGGAUCAAAAGGGUCCUGGAGCUGGGUAGAACUGAGAUGCACAAGAUCCACCAACUUACAAGGUUUUCUCGACUACCAUGUCAAAUUCACCUGAGAUGUUAGUGAAAAACAGUGAUACCCCUGAGCUACACACAAUGGAAGAAGAAUAUGCAAGACUAGUGUUGCCAAGAGAGACCAUAUUAUCCAAUUUUGAUUCUCGGCAGUCGUCAGUUCAAACAGAUAAAAAGUCCUACAUCUGGUGGAUGAAAAUGCUGUUCAUCUGCCUUCUUUUGGUGCUAGUCAUUUCUAUCCUUGUGAAAUGGGGAAUUCCAUUUGUUUUUGAAAAGAUUCUUCUACCAAUGAUGGAGUGGGAAGCAACUGCUUUUGGGCGGCCAGUUCUUGCUUUAGUACUCGUUGCAUCCUUGGCUUUGUUCCCAGUUAUUCUAGUUCCUUCUGGACCAUCCAUGUGGCUGGCGGGAAUGAUUUUUGGAUAUGGUCUUGGAUUUAUCAUAAUCAUGGUAGGAACUACAAUCGGCAUGGUGUUACCUUAUUUUAUUGGUUUACUAUUUCGUGAGCAGAUACAUAGGUGGUUGAGUAAAUGGCCACAGCAGGCUACCAUACUUAGGCUGGCAGGGGAAGGAACUUGGUUUCAACAAUUUCAAGUUGUUACACUAUUUAGGAUUUCACCAUUUCCAUAUACGAUCUUCAAUUAUGUAGUAGUAGUGACGAGUAUAAAGUUUGAACCUUAUUUUUGUGGUUCAAUUGCUGGAAUGAUACCGGAAGCUUUCCUCUACAUUUACAGUGGACGAUUGAUACUGACAUUGGCAGAUAUGCAAUAUGGAAAGUAUACCAUGAAACCAUUGGAGAUUGUUUACAAUAUCGUAUCCUUUAUAGUUGCUGUUGCCAUUACAAUUGCCUUCACAGUUUAUGCAAGGCGAGCUUUGAAUGAUCUUAAAGAGGCAGAAAGCAGUAACAGUGAAGACAUCCAUGCAAAUCAUAAUUUGAUGGAGCUUGAUAAAUUUCCAUAAGAGAGAACAUGGUCUUGUUCUCUGCCAAUCACUGAUGUGUGAUAUAAAAGCAUAGUGGAAGUCUCUAACCAUCUUUGCUUGUAAUAUAAAAAGAUUCAUGCUCUUGAAGAUUGGUAAGAAAAAGAUAAAUAGAUUGACCAUGCAACACAAUUAUCAGGCGAGUCAUUACGCAGACAAUUACAGUGUACAAUUUUGCUGGCUAGUUUCUUUUCUUUAUCAGCAUUUUGUAUAAAUGUAUGUGUUCUUUUGUUUAUCAACUUUUUGUACAAAUGCGUGCUUUCUUUCACCA